This is a messenger RNA of Ceraceosorus bombacis, 456 nucleotides long. NCBI's taxonomy places the organism in Eukaryota, Fungi, Basidiomycota, Exobasidiomycetes, Ceraceosorales, Ceraceosoraceae. The record is from the annotation of a GenBank genome assembly.
AUGAGCCAAGCAGCGUCUACCAGCAACGCCACUCUCAUCGGAGGAGCCAUUGCAGCGGCAGCGGCAUCAUUUGCCGUGACGUCAGUCGUUCGGGAUUACAUCUUCCGUCUUCAAGCGCAAGCCGAUAUCUGGUCCGAUGUGGUCGAGCAGUCCGCUCCCAUCGAAGACGAAGGCGACGAGGACGAGUGGUACAAAUCAGCCGCCAUGGUGUCCACCCCAACCGUCAAGACGGUAUCGCUUCCAGUCGAGUCUUCCGCGCCUGCAUCUAGACAGUCGCACGCACGCUCUGACAGCAUUACGAGCACUUCGACGGCUGAGAGCAGUGUCGGUGCUCGGACCCCCUCAGAAUCUGAAACGGAGUACUUUGAAGAGCACAAGGACGACUUGAACGAUGGCGUCUUCAUCGCUGCUUUGCCCAGGACCCGAGAAGCUCAUCCGCGAGUGGUUCUCGUGUAG